AUGGCGUCUUCGACCCCUUCCUCAUCCGCCGCCGCCUCGAACGCGGGAGCGGACCCCAAUACUAGCAACCUGCGCCCCACAACGUAUGACACCUGGUGCGGCGUGGCCCAUGGAUGCACCAGAAAACUGGGGCUCAAGAUCUGCGGCUUCUUGCAAAGGACCAACAGCCUGGAAGAGAAGAGCCGACUUGUGAGCGCCUUCAAGGAGAGGCAGUCCUCCAAGAACCUGCUCUCCUGUGAAAACAGUGACCGCGAUGCCCGUUUCCGGCGCACCGAGACCGACUUCUCCAACCUGUUUGCUCGAGAUCUGCUUCCAGCUAAGAACGGGGAGGAACAAACUGUGCAGUUUCUACUGGAGGUAGUGGACAUACUGCUCAACUACGUCCGCAAGACAUUUGACCGCUCCACCAAGGUGCUAGACUUUCAUCACCCACACCAGUUGCUGGAAGGCAUGGAGGGCUUCAACUUGGAGCUCUCCGACCACCCUGAGUCCCUGGAACAGAUUCUGGUCGACUGCAGAGACACCCUGAAGUAUGGGGUCCGCACAGGUCAUCCUCGCUUUUUCAACCAGCUCUCCACUGGAUUGGAUAUCAUUGGCUUAGCGGGCGAAUGGCUGACAUCCACUGCCAAUACCAAUAUGUUUACAUAUGAAAUUGCACCAGUGUUUGUCCUCAUGGAGCAAAUAACGCUUAAGAAGAUGAGAGAGAUAGUCGGAUGGACAAAUAAAGAUGGUGAUGGAAUAUUUUCUCCUGGAGGAGCCAUAUCCAACAUGUACAGCAUCAUGGCUGCUCGCUACAAGUACUUCCCGGAAAUCAAGACAAAGGGUAUGGCUGCUGUGCCCAAACUAGUCCUUUUCACCUCAGAACACAGUCACUAUUCCAUAAAGAAGGCUGGGUCUGCGCUUGGCUUUGGAAUGGACAAUGUGAUUUUGAUAAAGUGCAAUGAAAGGGGGAAGAUAAUUCCAACUGAUUUAGAAGCAAAAAUUAUUGAAGCCAAGCAAAAGGGGUACAUUCCUCUUUAUGUCAAUGCGACUGCUGGCACAACUGUUUAUGGAGCUUUUGAUCCGAUACAGGAUAUUGCAGAUAUAUGUGAGAAAUAUAACCUUUGGCUGCAUGUUGAUGCUGCCUGGGGCGGAGGGCUGCUCAUGUCCAGGAAGCAUCGCCAUAAACUCAGUGGCAUAGAAAGGGCCAACUCAGUCACCUGGAACCCUCACAAGAUGAUGGGCGUGCUGUUGCAGUGCUCCGCCAUUCUCAUUAAGGAAAAGGGUAUUCUCCAGGGGUGCAACCAGAUGUGCGCAGGAUAUCUCUUCCAGCCAGACAAGCAGUAUGAUGUCUCCUAUGACACUGGAGACAAGGCAAUUCAGUGUGGCCGCCACGUGGACAUCUUCAAGUUCUGGCUGAUGUGGAAAGCAAAGGGCACAGUGGGAUUUGAACAUCAGAUCAACAAAUGCCUGGAACUGGCUGAAUACCUCUAUGCCAAGAUUAAAAACAGAGAAGAAUUUGAGAUGGUUUUCAGUGGUGAGCCUGAACAUACAAAUGUCUGCUUCUGGUAUAUUCCACAAAGCCUUAGGGGCGUUCCAGAUAGCCCUGAACGACGGGAAAAGCUACACAGGGUGGCUCCGAAAAUCAAAGCUCUAAUGAUGGAGUCGGGCACGACCAUGGUUGGCUACCAGCCUCAGGGGGACAAGGCCAACUUCUUCCGGAUGGUCAUCUCAAACCCAGCUGCUACCCAGUCUGACAUUGACUUCCUCAUUGAGGAGAUAGAAAGAUUGGGCCAGGAUCUGUAAUCACCCUCAGAGAACAUGAGUUUAUGGGGAAGCCUCUUUCCCCUCUAGCACUCUAGAACAAACCUCUAUAAGUUGCUGAAACACAUAGUCCAUUUCAGUGAGGGAAAAUAUAAUAUCUUAAAGAAUACUGUUAAAACCUUACUUAAUCUCGUUUGUUAUAGCUAGCAGGAAGUACUGUUCUUUUUAAAAAGUUGCACAUUAGGAACACAGUAUAUAUGUACAGUUAUAUAUACCUCUCUCUACAAAUAUAUGUAUAGUGAGUGUG
Molecule: messenger RNA, 2050 nt
Organism: Loxodonta africana (African savanna elephant)
Lineage: Eukaryota; Metazoa; Chordata; Mammalia; Proboscidea; Elephantidae
Gene: GAD1
Product: glutamate decarboxylase 1
Exons: 16
Coding region: 1-1785 (594 amino acids)
Biological process (GO): GABA biosynthetic process
Cellular component (GO): cytoplasm; presynaptic active zone
Molecular function (GO): glutamate decarboxylase activity; pyridoxal phosphate binding
Source: RefSeq, a predicted model, not a curated record